GAGGUAUUUUUUACAAACGAGGAAAUAGGCAUAUCAUUUAACAAAUUACUUGGAACGUUAACAAUACGAAAAGAAUAUCAAGUAUCUUUCGAAGUUUAUUUAAUCUCAUUUUUAAAUACAUACUCAACCGUAAUUCACAUUACUAAUGGAAUUAAUUGUUGUGGUUACGGAAAUAGAGUUGCGAUUCUUUCUUUUUAUCAAAGUUCAAUGGCUGAAAUCAGUGCCCCAAUAAACGGCGAUGGUAAUUAUUAUUUCAACACAAAACCAUUUUUACUUCGGAAAUGGACAAAAGUAACAAUAAGACAGUAUCUAAGUGCUGGUGACUACUACUAUACUGUAGAAAUCGAUGGAGAGACUGCCCAUUUUGUAAAAAAUACUUACCCUCAGGACUUUCAAAAUGUUCAACUAUUCGCCAGUAAUAUAUGGCAUGAUCCACAACCAGGAUUUAUUAGAAACUUAUUUAUACAAUGUCAAAUAAAUUUCUGCGAAUUAAUAACUGCGAUAUCUGCAAAGCAAAACUUAAAUGAAAUAAAUCUUCGUGUAAACAUGACAACUGACUGUUUAUGUUCUAUUCAAAAUAUAAGUUUUUACCUACAAGCAGAAACAAAGUUGAUAUUUAAAGGUUUUUAUUGGGAUGGAAAUGAUCACUUAAAUGAUUUCUCGGUUAAUCAGAUUGGAAAAUUCUCUGUCGUUCAGGUGAAAAAUCUUUACAAAAUGACUUAUGUAACCUUCUCAGCAGUAUUAUCUUUUGAUAAGAAUAUUCCGAUUAAAAAUACAAGUGUGUCGAUCAUAGUUAAUUCACGCUGGAUUUAUAGUGAUAAAGAUCCUGUAUUCAAAACUGUCCAGCAAAGGAUCUCAGUUUUAAAGGAAAGAGUGCUUAUAAAAAUGGAGCCAUUGUGGUAUUAUAAAAAGCAAAAUGGAACAUUUUUACAGACAGAAAAAUUUCAGUUUAUUUGUGGAUCUAUGCAGAAAAGACAGCCAAGUCUUUGUUUUCAACGUGAAAUAUCUACUGGAAUAGUUACCUUUCUGCCAAUUAACGUGCUGGAUGUGAUAGGAUACGAUUCGAACAUCGCAGUUAUUUACGGACGUACGCAUGGAAGUAAUAUUAUAAUGAUAGACCUAACUAAGAAAAAACAUAUGAUUAUAACAAAAGAAAAAUGCUCUCGAAUAAUAGCGUGUGAAACUUUUUAAAUGGAAAUCAACAUGAUAAUGCUGCUAUAUAAAGCAGAUAUAAACGCGUGUCUAAUUUUUUUCAUAUAAGAUUUUAUCUUCAAUUUGAUUAUAUUCUGAAAAACAAUUUAUUGGACGAUAGGAAAAUUAAAAGAAGUUGUUCAUUUUAUCUUAUGAACAACUAAUAAUUUCAUGGCAAUGCAUUCUUCAUUUGACACCUGAAAUAAAAAACCUUUUAAAGAUUAAAAAAAAGGGAGAAGAAAUCUAAACUGUAUCUAUUUUAGCGUUUUUUGAUUUUUACUCAAACUAUUUAAUUAAUUAUUCUUUGAAAAUAAUUAUUAUUUAAAAAAAAAAUUAUAUAGCAAUAAUUAUUUAAAGAGCAGUUUUCCAAAACGGGUUAAGUCACAUUUUUAUUGUUUUGAGAAAAACACAAAACUUAUAGUCCGGCAAAGAUUUUUCUAAUAUCUAUA
Molecule: messenger RNA, 1640 nt
Organism: Hydra vulgaris (swiftwater hydra)
Lineage: Eukaryota; Metazoa; Cnidaria; Hydrozoa; Anthoathecata; Hydridae
Source: RefSeq, a predicted model, not a curated record